Messenger RNA from Peronospora matthiolae, 339 nucleotides. The record is from the annotation of a GenBank genome assembly. Lineage: Eukaryota; Oomycota; Peronosporomycetes; Peronosporales; Peronosporaceae.
AUGCACCUCGUCCACGCGGUUCUGCUACCUGGCAUCAUUGUCUUUGUAUCCAACGGGAUUUUGCUCCACGCCGGUGCGCUCCAUGAGGAUGAGAUGGGUGUCCUUGCUGGCCGCCAGCUCCGAUCUGCCACCGGCAGACUAGGCGUAUCUUUGUUUGCAGAGGAAUUCGCGAACGAAAUUGGAAUUAUCAACGGACGCGCGACCGUCAUCCCCGACGAGGAGUAUGGCAAUCACUUUCGAAAUCAGGAUCCGCUAGAUGUGUUAUUUGGAGAACUUUUGGGCGAUGAGAAGUCUUUUAAAAGAUUAUCUAAAAACGUGAUAUUUACACACGGAUGCUAG